Molecule: messenger RNA, 642 nt
Organism: Striga asiatica
Lineage: Eukaryota; Viridiplantae; Streptophyta; Magnoliopsida; Lamiales; Orobanchaceae
Source: the annotation of a GenBank genome assembly
AUGGCAGAAGAAAACGAACACGAAAAAUCACAGUUAGUUACACAGAUUUGCGCCAUAUCAUCUCGUGCAAUUGACUGCGCAAAAUUUCACAGCCCAAUUGCUGAAAAAUCGCCAUUUAUAAACUGGUAUCUCGUGCUUAGAGCAUAUUUAUGGCUAUCAGACAAUGCAAGAAGAGCAGCAUUUGAUUCAGAGAGGCAAAAAACCAUUCCCUGCCCCAAAUGCAACAACACCAACCCUAAUAACACUAAUAAUAACCUUAACCCCCCACACAAAAAUUACACUCACAAAGAGAUAUCGAGGCUCGUCCGCUUCCAAAUCCGCAUGAAAGAGCUUCGUAACAAACUCAAAGACGAGGCCAACGUCAUCGAGAAGUGUCUGUUAUUAACAGCGUCAACAAGAAGACAUCUCGCCAAAACUGCAUACGUCGCAAAAACCGAGCUGCCAGUUUUCAAUCCUGCCGAUUAUUAUUGCACUCCAAACAGGACAACAAUAAUCAAUCACGAGAGGAUGGAGAUUUUAAGGGCCGGAUUUAGAAUGGGAAAUAAUACUAAUAGAUGCAUAAAUAUUGAUAAAGGGGUCGAGGGGUCCCCGGUUUUUCAGUAUCGACCCAGAAGAAUGCCGUUUAUGUCUGGAAACUGUUGA